AUUUUCAUAAAAUGGUUAAAUAUUUUAUUCACCUGAUUAUGCGAGCUUAAUAUCCCACAGGUACAAUAGCAAAGGCCAUUCAAUCUAUCUCUUCAAUGUUGAGAGUGCAUUGAAAGAAGAAUUAAUAUCUUUAUAUUUAAUAUGAACUCACAUUCUACCAUCCCUUUAAAACAAACUUUUAAUUUAGAUUAUCAAAAUAGCCAUUGUUCUGAUAUCCUUAACAGUUCAUAUCAGUCAAAUACCAACUAUAAAUCACAGACUGGUCCAAAUGACUAUAAUGAAUAUAACAACUUUGGUAACCUUAACCACAAUAAAAACAUUGCAAUUGACAGACAUAACAAUCAAAAUCCAUAUUAUUUGAUUAAACAUGACCAAAACAAUUUAAACUUUUAUGCCACAAGCAAUUCUACAUUUUCGAACUCAGUUAAUUCCAAAAAUUCUAUUUUUUCCAAUCAUCGAAGAUCACCAUCCAUUUCAAAAAAUAAAUCACCAAGCCAUCUUUCAGGCAGAACUCAAAGGGGUAGACCAUUCAAUGUGCCUGAUUGUUAUGUUGCCCUACCUAAGGGGAAAAAAUAUAUAGCUAUCAAUUUGCUCAAUCAACAAUCAAUCAUUCUUGUCAUCGAUGAUAAAUACACCGAUUGCCAAAGCGUUUUAGAAUACGCCUGUUCCCUCAUCGGCCUCAGUCAAUCCGAAUUUUUCGGAUUGGCUCAAUUAGUCUAUUUUGACUCAGGGAUGGAAUACAAAUUUUUAGAACCUGAGGACAGGAUAGCAUCAUCCAGAAGUCCCUCUUCGUCUUGGAUAAACGCGGCCACUAAAUCUUUCAGAUCAUUGAACAAGAAUGCUGGAAUGUACUGCAAAGAAUCUAAUCAUCCUCUCAUCAGACAACCAUCACUUCAACUUUAUCUAAGAGUCAAAUUCUAUACCGAAAAUCCUCAAAUUCUUAUAAAGGACAAAAUAGCACUCACUCAUUACUAUUUACAAAUGAAAGAAAAUGUACUGAAAGAUUGUCAAAUAUGGGAAGAAUCGAAAUGCUAUAUAUUAGCCGCCUACGCUCUCUUAAGCGAUUGCCAGGAAAGUCAAAAACCAAAUUUUACUCAAUUCGAUCCCUAUAAUUACCUACCCAAAUGGGUGGUCAAAUUGAGGGGUCUCACAUUCCCUUCUCAGCAUUUGCCUUCCAUCCUCGCUCAACUCUCGUCAUCGGAACCGCUACAAAAUAGUACGGCCCUGUCUAAUUUUAUAAUUAUGGCCUCGGGCUCUGGGUCACGUGAUAGGCACGAUUUACAUUACUACAAACUAUUCAAGAAGUCUAGUAGACGCCAAAUUGCGGAAAAGAUUGAUAAGAUUGACGACAACAAAAGGAGGGAACCGGGAGAGAGGGGCGCAGACUCCAAUGUUGUUUGGUUGGGCGUUUCAUCCUUAGGCAUUCAUUUUUACGAGGAUAAUGGUUCACUUCCACGAAUACUUUUAUCGACAUUCAAAUGGGGGGAUAUUGACAAGUUAUCUUUUGAUAAAGAUAAAUUUGAAAUCAAGCACAUCGACAAUUUCAAGAAAUUCUCUUAUUACACUGGGAACGAUGAAAGAUCAAAAUAUUUGCUCGAUUUAUGCAAGUCCACCCACAUAUUCAACCUUUCUAUCAAAAAAUUGACCAAGACGCUCUCGGCAUUAGAAAUAAAUAAAAAAUGCGCGAACUAUAACAAUCACGUCAGACCCGCGACUCCACUCUUAAACGGUAAAAUCGGUAACCUUAAUCACAUCAAACAUAUUUUAUCAAACCACUCAAACGCCGUCAAAAGUUCCCCGCCGCAAAAUAAAUCUCAUCUAAAUUCACCUGCUACGAAUAACGACUAUCAAAAUGGCGCAGCAAAAAUAAACGAAUUGUCUCCCAUAAACUCGCUCAAAAGUGAAGCCCACUUUUUAGUCCUUGAUUCGCCGCACGAUUCGCAAAAGUCUGAUAAUAUGAUAACUAUCACUAAACGUAGUGAAAAGUCUGACGCAUUUAAACUCGAAGACAUCGAUGAAAUAGAAAAUUUCGAGAAAAGCGAAACCAGCAAUUCCUCUUUCAUUAGCGCGAGCGAUAAUGAGGCCGAAAUUAUUAAAACGAAUAAAUCCGACACAUUUUUUCAAAAUAUCUGUUCUAAACAUAUCAAUGACAAUCUCGGAAAAACUAUUGAUGACGAUAGCAUAGUAGAAACGGUUAAAUUAAAUACCGAAACAAUAAAUCAUACAAAAUCCUCUCUAAUAAAUUUUAAUAAUGACACCUCACAAAUAUCCAUUGCUCCUCUUACAUGUUCUCCACUAUUAUCAAAUGCGCAUUCUCAGUCAAUAAACAUUCCUUUAAAUACACCCAUACCACCGUCAGACGCAAAAAAGGAGGCUCCAGCAAUACAUUACCAUCAUGCUCAAGGCUUGCACAAUAAAUACGUCAAAACCCCAACGCCUUACAAUAACAGCCCUUAUUUAAAUUUCAGUAAUACAAAAAAUUCUCAUUCAUUACAUUCCAAUUAUGAUUCAAAAUCUGCACAAUUUUCUAACGACUCCAAAAAGCAAUUUGAUCAUAUUACCAUGACCAACGAUGCUAAAAACGACGUAGCUCCCCUAUUCGCCAUGUACACCAAAAAAUUAGCGGAAAUUAAUGAUCAAUCACCACAAUUUCAUUCCCAAUAUCUCUGUAAUACGUCGAACGAAAACCGCCGCAUUAAGCAAAAGCCUCCUCCUCCAUCUUACACUGAGGCCAUUAUGUAUAAAAAAGGCUUGAUCAGCGAACAAACAGUCUUAAACGAGAUGGGUUUGAAAAAUGGGGAUAGCGGCUUUGAGUUUGAAAUAGACAGGGAAAAAAAUCCCCACCACACCAUGAUUAUCAACGAUGCUAAGAAUAGGCUUAAAGAAAUGAAUAAUCUUGUAGAUGUGAGGAUGAUGAAUGGUGGUGUAUUAUUUUCGGAUGAGAAGGAUACCAAAAAAGAUACUGCUGAUAGGGUGGUGGUUAAACAUAGCAAUCCAGCAUCGUGUAGUAGAAUCAAAUCUUUUUCGAGCCAUCACAAUACUAAUUCCACGGCUUUUGCCAUGACAAAAUGGUACUCGUCUACCGAUAUAAAUCACGAGGAAGAUAUCGAAAUUCUACUCAAUGAAAUAAAAUGUUUGAGAGAAUUACCGCCACUUAUGAAGGCCCUUUUUAAAGAAAAAUCUCUUUUUUAACAAUUUCGCGUCUUAUUAUGAUUGUUUUUUUUUAAUAAUAAAAAAACGGAAAAUAUUGUGAUACUAUUUUUUUAAUACCUUAUAUAACCUAUUUAUAAAUAUUAUAUAUUUUAAUUUACAGACUUUAUAUUUAUUAAU
Molecule: messenger RNA, 3330 nt
Organism: Gordionus sp. m RMFG-2023
Lineage: Eukaryota; Metazoa; Nematomorpha; Gordioida; Chordodea; Parachordodidae
Exons: 13
Coding region: 142-3192 (1016 amino acids)
Biological process (GO): positive regulation of hippo signaling
Cellular component (GO): cytoplasmic side of apical plasma membrane; cytoskeleton
Source: RefSeq, a predicted model, not a curated record